This is a messenger RNA of Eutrema salsugineum, 828 nucleotides long. Its product is annotated as TNF receptor-associated factor homolog 1a. Gene Ontology annotation, molecular function: protein binding. Lineage: Eukaryota; Viridiplantae; Streptophyta; Magnoliopsida; Brassicales; Brassicaceae. The record is from RefSeq and is a predicted model, not a curated record.
AUGGGUUCAAGUUCAGCAGUUUCUACAAUUGUUCAGAGCUGGAGAGAGCAUCCUCCGUCUUCUUAUUCCCUCAAGAUUCACAACUUCUCACAACUUGAGAAUUCGACUUCUUCUUCUGAUCAUAAAUACCAAUCUCGUCUUUUCUCCUCUGGUGACCCAAAAGGGAACGAAAAGGAUAAUGGGAGUGGAUUUAUUUCCAUGUACGUGGAAAUAGAUAGCAAAAACUUGAUGAUAUUCACACCACCAAUUGAUGUGUUUGCGGAACUCCGUUUCUUUGAAGUAAAGCGUUUUAAUGCACUUAAAACGGUAAGGGGGUUGGCGCAAAGAGACCAAUGUGAGUUUGGUGUUGAUGUCAUCGUUUCUCCACCACUUACCAAUUGGGAAGUCCUAUCUUUUAAUGAGAAGCUCCCUCAUCCCAAUCAGUUCUCUUGGGCUGUUAAGAAUUUUUCUGAGUUGAAAGAGGACAAACACACAUCAAACAGUUUUUCAAUGGGAAGAAAGAAAUGGGUUCUAUAUCUGUAUCCGAAGGGUGACUCUAGGGUAAAUGGCAAAUGGUUAUCAGUUUUUCUGUCUUUAGCUGAUAGUGAUAAACCGAAAGCAGAUGAGAAGAUUUUCACGCAAGCACAUGUGCGAGUUGUAGACCCACAUGGAUCGAAUCACUUUGCACGCAAAUUGCACCAAUGGUACAAUGAAUCAAACGUGGGUUGAGGUUAUAGUCAGUUUUUCUUAACUGAACUUCUGAAGCUUUACUUGGAUAAGGAAGACAUAUUGAAUGUUGAGAUCGAAUUCGAAGUUGUCUCUGCGACCAAACACUCUCAUGUUAUCUAA